AUGGCUGUUAACGAUGAAAAGAAGCCUCACAGAGUUCACAAAACUGGAAAGAAAAUCAAAAAGAAAACUGCUCAAAAUAUUUCUGGAGAAAGAGGAAAUAAUUCAAAAGCGUUCAAAUUCCGUUCUGCUCUAAAAGCUCAAAAAUUGAUUCGAAAAGCAGCAGAUUUGAGUGAAAAAAAGAAGCACAUUCCUAUUAUUGAAAGACUUGUAGACACUCCUCCACCUUUGUUUGUUGCGAUUGUUGGACCUCCAAAGGUCGGAAAAAGUUUACUGCUUCGCUGUCUUAUAAAAAAUUAUGUUAGGCAGUCAAUUACAGAAAUUAAAGGUCCAGUAACAAUCGUUACAAGCAAAAAACGUCGAGUAACAUUUUUCGAAGUUCCAAAUGAUAUAAAUGCUAUGGUGGAUGCUGCUAAAGUUGCGGAUUUGGUUUUAAUUCUAAUUGACGCCUCUUUUGGUUUUGAAAUAGAAGUAUUCGAAUUUACUAAUAUUUGUCAAGUUCAUGGAAUGCCUAAAAUUAUGGGAGUGCUUACACAUAUGGAUAAAGUUAAAAAGAAUCAAUUGAAAUCGGUCAAGAAGAAGUUGAAGCAGCGUUUUUGGACUGAACUUUAUCCGGGAGCAAAACUCUUUUAUCUUACUGGAAUGAAGCAUAACAAAUAUUUACGCCACGAAAUUAAAAAUCUUGGAAGAUUUAUUUCUGUUGCAAAACUUAGGCCAAUUUUAUGGAGAAAUUCUCAUCUUUAUUUGGCGUGUGAUAAGGUGGAAGAUUUAACUGAUCCUGAGUCAAUUAAUCAAGACCCUAAAAUUGCUCGCAAAGUUUGUUUUUAUGGAUAUGUUCGUGGAGUUCACAUAAAGAACCAUUCCGCUGUUCAUAUUGCCGGCCUUGGAGAUGUUUUAAUUAACAAUAUUUCAAUACUUCCAGACCCUUGUCCUUUACCUGAAAAUCAAAAGAAAAGAUCACUUAAUGAACGUGAACAGAUAAUUUACGCUCCCUUUUCUGGCCUUGGAGGUUUGGUAUUUGAUCAAAAUGAAUUUUAUAUUGAUGUUGGGGGUAGUCAUUCUUUUUUGAAGGGUCGGAAUGAAUUAGUAGAAGCAAUCGAUAAUGUUGCCGAACCAAUGGAUGUAAAAGUAGAGAAUGCAUCGUUACAAUUAUUGAGUGGUAAUCCUAAUUUGGAGGUUGACAUAAAAAGUGAGGUAGACAGUGAAGAAGAUAAUGAAAAUGAAGAGGAAGAUGAAGUUGAUGAUGAAGAUGGAGAGGAGGAGGAAGAGGAGGAUGAAGAAUACGAACGUUUUGAAGACUCAGAAAAUGAAGAAGAAAAUAAUUUAACUAAUUUGGCAUCAACCUCAACAGAAAUGAAUACAUUUAGUGGCAUUGCAGAGCGUUUAUCUGGAAAUUUUCAAGUUAAACCUUCACAUAGAAUAAAUUGGGAAAAGCUUGUUUAUGAAUCUAAUGAAGAUGGUCUUAAAAAUGAGAAAAAUGUUGCUUCAACGUCCAAAAAAGACAGAACUUUUGGUGGUGGUCUUUUUAAAAUUCCUGAAAAUGUUUUUAAUUCAAGAAAUAAAAUUUAUUUGAAAGACAAAGAUGAUGGGAAAUUGUGGUCAUUUGAAAUGUUUAAUAAUAAAAGUGAAAAUUGUUUGGAUUGGAAUGAUAAUUGUGUCAGAGAUUCAAUUCGUGAUUGUUGGGUAACUGGAGAGUGGGAAAACGAAGAUGACAAUGAAGAAAUAAGUGACGAUGAAGAAAUGAAUAAAAUUUCGAAAGAUGGAUUAGAAAAAUUUAAAAUUGAGAAAAAAGAAGUAUCUUCCCAAAACUCGGAUGAUGAGGAAAUGAAUUAUGAUUCAGAUGAAAUGAUGGAUUUUGACAUGACUGAAAAUAUGGAAGAAAAAGUGACAAAAGAAAAAGAUGAUAACAAUGUGAAUCUAGACGAGAAUGAAGGUUUUUUAAAGAAUUUUUAUUUUUUGUAAGGAGCGGAAGGGAGUAGCUGGCUAGCAUUUACAUAAAACGCGUACUAGGCGAGUCAAAAUCUAUCAAAAGAGAAAGUGGAAGCAUGGUCUUGUGAUGUCCAAGACCGAAAACCUCAAGUGAGGUCUUGGGUCGAUACUUAAAGCAAUGAGUCUUGGACAGCUCUAGCAUCGUUCUG
This is a messenger RNA of Meloidogyne enterolobii, 2135 nucleotides long. NCBI's taxonomy places the organism in Eukaryota, Metazoa, Nematoda, Chromadorea, Rhabditida, Meloidogynidae. The record is from the annotation of a GenBank genome assembly.